This is a messenger RNA of Prionailurus viverrinus (fishing cat), 4175 nucleotides long. It is a transcript of the gene EOGT, whose product is annotated as EGF domain specific O-linked N-acetylglucosamine transferase. Bases 550 to 2157 code for a protein of 535 amino acids. Gene Ontology annotation, cellular component: endoplasmic reticulum lumen. The record is from RefSeq and is a predicted model, not a curated record. Lineage: Eukaryota; Metazoa; Chordata; Mammalia; Carnivora; Felidae. The transcript is spliced from 17 exons. Gene Ontology annotation, molecular function: protein N-acetylglucosaminyltransferase activity.
CCCGCUUCGCUCUCCGGCUCAGCUCGCGGGGCCGGCUCAGAGGCUGUCCCUCUCCGCCCGGUAGCGAGGGGCAGUGCAGACCGAGCCCCCGCCCCGCUGCCGUGCGUCCCGCGGGCGCGCGCCCGGCCCCGGCUCCUGCCCCUGCCCCACUGCGGGGCUCGGGCCCGCCUCCCGGCGCAGGCCGCCUCACUGUCCCGGCGGCUCCCUGGCGCCCCCUGGCCCGGCUCCGGCGCCCGAGGUUUCCGGUGAGCCGCAGUAGCCGGUUAUGACGACUCCGUGCCCCCGAACGGCGGCCGUCUCCUCCUCCUCCUCCGCAGCCCCGGCUCCCCCGGCUCCAGGCCUGAGGAAAUCCGGUCCAGGAAUACAGAAGAGGAGGGAGCCAGUUGCAUUGCGCUGAAGGAAAGUAGCGCAGCGCUGAAGCUUUCAUCUGCUGGAAAAGUGCAGACACCCUGCCCUGGGGGACCUUGCAAGACGACUGCGUGCAGACAGGCUUUCUGCCAGGCCCCGGGGUUGUGCUUUCAUGCUCCAGCAGCCACCCCCUUCUAGCGUAUGCAAGUGGGUUUGGAGGUUGCUAUGUUAAUGCUGCUUAUUCUUGGAGUAUUGCUUCAUGGUGUUUCACUGAGUGGCCAAGAGGAGGCUUCUCCCAAGGCUGAUGGCAUUCCAGGCGAACCUCUGUUUAACUACGCCAGCAUUCGCUUGCCCCAGGAACACAUUCCCUUCUUUUUGCACAAUAAUAGGCACGUUGCCACGGUCUGUAAGAAAGACUCCCAUUGUCCUUAUAAGAAACACUUAGAGAAUCUAAAGUUCUGCUGGGGUUAUGAGAAAUCCUGCAAACCAGAGUUCAGGUUUGGCUACCCUCUUUGUACCUACGUCGACAUGGGAUGGACAGAUACCCUUGAAUCAGCCCAGGACAUAUUCUGGAAACAAGCUGACUUUGGAUAUGCCGGAGAGCGACUGGAAGAACUUCACGUGCUCUGCCAGCCUGAGGAAACGAAUGACUCAAGUCUGGUAUGUUCCCGUUAUCUUCAGUACUGCAGAGCAACCAAUCUCUAUCUUGACUUAAGAAACAUCAAGAGAGACCAUGACAGAUUUAAGGAAGAUUUUUUCCAGAGUGGCGAAAUUGGAGGACACUGCACGCUUGACAUUCAUACAUUGAUGUCUCAAGGUCAGCGCAAAAGCCCUCUGCAGUCCUGGUUUGCUGAGCUACAGAGCUAUACUCAGCUCGCCUUCAGACCCAUAGAAGCUGCUGAAUGUGACGUUGUUAUUGAAAAACCAACCUACUUCAUGAAACUGGAUGCAGGUGUUAACAUGUAUCACCACUUCUGUGAUUUUAUCAAUCUUUAUAUUACUCAGCACGUUAAUAAUUCAUUCAGUACAGAUGUGUACAUCGUGAUGUGGGACACCAGCUCCUAUGGAUAUGGUGACCUAUUCUCUGACACAUGGAGAGCAUUUACGGAUUAUGAUGUUAUACAUUUGAAAACUUAUGAUUCCAAAAGGGUGUGUUUUAAAGAAGCUAUUUUUUCCCUACUCCCCCGGAUGCGAUACGGGCUGUUCUAUAAUACCCCUUUGAUAUCUGGCUGUCAGAACACGGGAUUAUUCAGGGCAUUUUCCCAGCAUGUGCUGCACAGACUGAACAUCACACAGGAGGGCCCCAAGGAUGGAAGAAUCCGAGUCACCAUUCUUGCACGGAGUACAGAGUACCGGAAAAUUCUAAACCAAAACGAGCUGGUAAAUGCACUGAAAACAGUAUCUACACUUGAGGUUCGGAUUGUCGAUUACAAGUAUAAGGAACUUGGGUUUUUAGAUCAGCUGAGGAUCAGUCAUAACACGGACAUAUUUAUCGGAAUGCAUGGAGCUGGUCUUACCCAUUUACUCUUCCUUCCAGACUGGGCUGCUGUCUUUGAACUGUACAACUGUGGAGAUGAGCGCUGCUACUUAGACCUGGCCAGGCUGAGAGGGAUCCAUUACAUCACUUGGCGAAGGCAGAAUAAAGUCUUUCCCCAGGAUAAGGGCCACCACCCGACUCUGGGGGAACAUCCAAAGUUUACCAACUACUCUUUCGAUGUAGAAGAAUUCAUGUACCUUGUCCUUCAGGCGGCAGACCACGUAUUACAACACCCGAAGUGGCCGUUUAAGAAAAAACGUGAUGAGCUAUAAAUGUGCCGAGUCCGUUUGUAAAAGUCUGUUUGUUUAAACAUUCCACCACCCAGGCUCUCACAGUUAAAUAAGCAAAACAACUAGUUAUCUCCUAACCCCAAAUUACCUUUUCUGGACCAAAACAUGCCUUCAGGAUAUUACUUACAUGUUUUAGAGUCUUUAACUGUUUCCCGUGAUUUUCGUGUCAUAGCUAUUUAUCAAGAUACUAUUUUUGCACUGAAAACUUCACUUUUUAUAGUUUAAAAAUAAGGCAUGGGCUUGCUGAUGUAUUUGAGUUUCUUAGGUAUACCAAAGUUGUCAACCUUCUUGGCUUUAGAAUUUGUAAAUGUUUUUGCAGAUGACAAUGGGAUUAUACUUCUAGUGGCUUCCAAUGUGUUUCUGAUGUAUUUAAGUAAAUUCACAGCAGCUUUUUUUUAUUUGCCAAAAUCUGUUCACGACACUUUGUGGUAGGAAAGGAAAACAACAUACUACACACACACACACACACACACACACACACACACACACACCCCAUUGUGAUUCUCAGUACCAGGCUAUAGGUAGCCUACUCCAUGUCAGAGAUCAAACAGUGUUCUACCCAGGUCUGUUUUACUCUCUCAGAGUCCAAAGUAUCUCCCACAGAAUUCUCUGCUCUAUCUUUUUAGUAAACUCCAGGCUACAUGCACCAAGAACCUCAAUAAACCAUGCCGUUGCAUCAGUUUAUAUUCCCAUAUUUCAUAUGCAAAUCAUGUUUUCCUCAAAUGCAACAGCUACAUACGAUAAAAAUAAAUUAGACCAUCCGUUAGGACUGCUUUGGAUACCUUCUAGCUGGUGGCCCCUAAUUCCUUCUUAGCCCUGGAGAGCAGUUAGGUUGAAUUUCUGUAUCACAUGGUGGCUUCGGUGCAGGUAUUCGUGACUGCACACGCCUGUGUGAUGCUUCUGUCUCCUUUUGCACGGGAGUGUUUCCCUUUGAGCUUGCAGACUCCAGAUUAGCUACAUGAAGAGACUUUUUCCCUAUCAAAAACAAAAACCAAAAGAAAAAAAAAAAGUAAAGACAUGUGAAUUCUCCAUUUCAAAAUGAAAAAGCAGCCCAUGAGAAAGUGCUGUUGAUUAAAAAGAAUAUCUGAAAUGCGGUCCCACUCUCUGGGAUUAAUUUCUUACUGUUUAUGAACUUUCAAUCCAGGGGUCAGAAACCGUGGAUUUAAUUUACUGCGAAAUGUGAAGUUUACAUUUUAUUAACACUUGAGAAAUCUAAUUAAGAGAUGGAUGACUUCUGUUUUUUAAAGUAGAUGAUUAACAGGGCUGCAGAUUUUUUUAAAAAACAUUUUAGCAUUGUAAAAAAAAAAAAAGGGAAGGCAGCAGAAUAGUAACUUGAGAAACCCAAAGUAUUUUUUUAUAUGGACCUUUACAGAACAAGUUUGCUGACCCCUGCUUUAAAGGUUUAUGAACAGUCUUCCAGAGUUUAGGGAUAUUUAUUAAGAUCUCUGUAAAGAAAGUAGUGAAGGACUAUAGUAAUACUUUUGAUUUCGAUGUGAAAAUUGUGUAAAAAGAAUCACAACACAUGAAUAUUUAAGUGAGUGGUAUGGCUGUGCUUCGUGCAGAAUAGAGUCACUCCCGGGAAAAGAUUUCACUUUAAAAGAAAUUUAAAGGCAGCAUUAUACUUUUAAUCAGAGCAGUAUAAACUUCUAGAAAAAGUAUCUGAAAAAAAUGUCAGCGUUGAGCUUACCUCAUUUUAAGAAGUGUGUAGAAAUACAAUUCUACAGACUAGCAAGAAUUCCAGAAAUUGAGGACAUUUUCAUAAUGCAACUAUUAUAUUUAAAUAUUUUACAUUUGUAGAGAGAAUGCUUUUAUAUAAACACGAGUACAUUUAACACUUUAUGGAAUUAACUUUUGUCAGACUUUUUCUAUGGGAGCAAAAGACCUUCAAAUGGUUAUAAAAUUUAAAUGUAAAGAGUGCUUUUGAAAAUUAAGUCUUGAAAAGAGAUUUCAUUGUUUGUACAUUUUGGGUAUGGCUUUGAAAUAAAUCGUUUUAUAUUUUA